AUGACCGACCUUUCACUCCCGAAGGACUUCUUCUGGGGAUUUGCUACUGCAAGUUACCAAAUCGAGGGAGCUGCCAAAGAAGAUGGCCGUGGCCCCUCUAUAUGGGACACCUUCUCACAUAUCCCAGGAAAGACAGCCGAUGGCGGCACCGGCGAUGUCGCUUGCGACGCCUACCAUCGCACCAACGAGGAUGUUGCACUACUCAAAUCCUCUGGCGCCAAUGCCUACCGCUUCUCUAUCUCCUGGUCGCGUGUGAUUCCUCUUGGGGGUCGCGAUGAUCCAGUCAAUGAAGCGGGUAUUGCAUUCUAUAAGAACUAUGUUGACAAGCUGCUAGAAGCGGGCAUCACCCCCUUCGUGACACUGUUCCAUUGGGAUCUCCCACAGGCGCUGCAUGACCGCUAUCUGGGCAUGCUAGAUAAGGUGGAGUUUGCAAAGGAUUUUGAGAGAUAUGCAAGGCUCAUGUUUGAGCGCCUGCCGAAGGUGAAGCACUGGAUCACACUCAACGAGCCAUGGUGUUCAAGUGUGUUGGGUUACAAUACGGGAUUGUUUGCUCCAGGAAGAUGUAGUGACAGGACCAAGAGCGAUGUUGGCGAUUCGUCAAGAGAGCAUUUGAUUGUCGCCCACAGCUUGCUGCUGGCGCACGGCGCGGCGGUGAAGGCCUAUCGCGAAGACUUCAAGCCUAAAGAUAAGGGAAUUAUCGGUGUCACUCUUAAUGGCGACUGGACCGAGCCAUGGGACCCUGCCGAUCCCCUCGAUGUCGAAGCAGCUGAGCGCAAGCUUGAGUUCGCAAUCUCUUGGUUCGCUGAUCCGAUCUACUUCGGUAAAUAUCCCGACAGCAUGCGGAAGCAGCUCGGUGACCGACUUCCCGAGUUCACCCCCGAGGAAGUUGCGCUCGUAAAGGGCUCCAACGACUUUUACGGGAUGAACCACUACACCGCCAACUACAUUAAGCACGUAGAUACACCUGCAGCGGAGGAUGACCACCUAGGAAAUCUCGAGUGCCAUUUCUAUAACAAGGCUGGUGACUGUAUCGGCCCAGAGACACAGAGUGUGUGGUUGAGGCCCCAUCCAGAGGGUUUCAGGAAACUACUCAUAUGGUUGAGCAAGCGCUAUGGAACACCGACUAUAUAUGUUACGGAGAACGGAACAAGCUUGAAGGGCGAGAAUGACCUCCCAUUGGAAAAGAUGGUCAAUGAUGACUUUAGGGCCGAGUACUUUAGAGGAUAUAUCACAGCAAUGGCAAGAGCGAGGGCGGAGAGUGGCGUGGAUGUGAGAGGCUAUCUAGCCUGGUCGCUACUUGAUAACUUUGAAUGGGCAGAGGGUUAUGAGACAAGGUUUGGAGUCACAGUUGUGGACUACAAGGGCGGACAGAAGAGGUACCCCAAGAAGAGUUUUAAGGUGAUUGGGGAGGUGUUUAACCAAUUGAUCAAGAAGGAUUAG
Molecule: messenger RNA, 1440 nt
Organism: Morchella importuna
Lineage: Eukaryota; Fungi; Ascomycota; Pezizomycetes; Pezizales; Morchellaceae
Exons: 4
Coding region: 1-1440 (479 amino acids)
Biological process (GO): carbohydrate metabolic process
Molecular function (GO): beta-glucosidase activity
Source: RefSeq, a predicted model, not a curated record